Molecule: messenger RNA, 1425 nt
Organism: Polyodon spathula (Mississippi paddlefish)
Lineage: Eukaryota; Metazoa; Chordata; Actinopteri; Acipenseriformes; Polyodontidae
Gene: zmynd19
Product: zinc finger, MYND-type containing 19
Exons: 6
Coding region: 173-856 (227 amino acids)
Source: RefSeq, a predicted model, not a curated record
UCCCUCCUCCUCUUCUUUCCGGCUUGUGGCGGUGUGUCGGGUGGGCGAGCUGACCCGACCCGAACUGGGAGCAGCACCCCGAUACAGGGACAGAGGGGGGCGGCCGACAACCGGCAGACAGCGAGAUCCGCGGCUUCACUGCGUCUGGGGUUCGGAUCCACCCGCCUGCUCCAUGUCGGAUUUCAAGCUGGGGAUCGUGCGGCUCGGCCGGGUCGCCGGCAAGACUAAAUACACGCUGAUAGAUGAACAGGACAUCCCUCUUGUUGAGAACUUUGCAUUUGAGGCCCGCAUGGAGGUGGACGCAGACGGGAAUGGUGCCAAGAUCUUCGCCUACGCCUUCGAUAUCAACAAGGGGAGGUGGGCCGGACGCCCGCUGCACCACCUGCUCUGGGAGAAGCACAGGGGAGGCAUUGCCCCCAGUUUCCAGGUGGUCCACAUCAACUCUGUGACGGUGGAUAACAGACUGGACAACCUGCGCCUCGUCCCCGCGGGCUGGAAAACGAAGUCGGAGGACGUGUCAAGCAAACAGAGGGAGCAGAGCCUGUACUGGCUGGCGAUUCAGCAGGUCCCGGCAGACCCAGUGGAGGAGCAGUACCUGGAGCUGAGCCGCACGCGCUUCUACAACGCCAAUGGAGAGGUGGUGGAGGAGGAGGAGUGUGCCUGCAGCUACUACGAGUGCCACUACCCACCCUGCAACAUGAUCGAGAACAGACUCAGAGAGUUCAACAUCUGCGGCCGCUGCCAGGUGGCGCGGUACUGCGGCUCCCAGUGCCAGCAGAAGGACUGGCCGGUCCACAAGAAGCACUGCCGGGAGCGGAAGAGGGGGCUACAGCUGGACCCGGAGCCGGAGCGGUGAUCCCCCAGAGAGAGCUGGAGGGGAGGGGGGUUCAGGGCUGGAUGAAGCUCCGUCUGCACAGCACUGUCAUGCGCUUCCAGGUUUUUGGUUUUAUUUUGUAUUUGUUUUUUUUUACUAUAGUGACGAGAGUGGAGCUGCAGAGCGUGGGUUUGUGUGUCUCGCUUCGUGUUUGCACCUGCACAGUGAUACCGGGCUGCUUGCACAGAGCGCUGACACUCCCUAGAACAGAGCCGAUGUUCACAGACGCACGGAGCAGCUGAGGCAGCGCGUGUCUCGUCACAGCAAGCCUGCUGUCGGAUGAGUUUGUCUUCCGAUGCACGGCUCACUCCUGUCCAGUCCAUUUUCCAGAUGGAAACGCAGCUCGGAUUGAAGGCUGGAGCGGCUCAGUCUGCUGUGCAGAGGAAAGCGCACAAUGACCAUGUGGACCGGAUCACUAAAGACCCCUUUAGCACUGAAAAAAUAACCCAACAAAUCUCUUUUUUUUUUUUUUCCUUUUCCCCUGAAAAAAACUGCAGAACUUUGUGGACUUUUUCAGGCAGGGUCUAUGAGAGAGAGAUUGGGGCGGGGCG